Otolemur garnettii (small-eared galago) is the source of this 2240-nucleotide messenger RNA. It is a transcript of the gene CHAT, whose product is annotated as choline O-acetyltransferase. The transcript is spliced from 15 exons. Gene Ontology annotation, biological process: acetylcholine biosynthetic process; neuromuscular synaptic transmission. Gene Ontology annotation, cellular component: neuron projection; cytoplasm. Bases 321 to 2240 code for a protein of 639 amino acids. The record is from RefSeq and is a predicted model, not a curated record. Gene Ontology annotation, molecular function: choline O-acetyltransferase activity. Lineage: Eukaryota; Metazoa; Chordata; Mammalia; Primates; Galagidae.
GGGAAAAAAAGAGACAGGGGAGGGGCUGGGAGAGGGAGGAAAGGGGGGGGGGAGGGAGGAGGAACAAGAGGAAGAAGAAGGGAGGCGCGGCCAGCUCGCUUGUACCAGUCGGGUGGCAGCGGGGACCUGGAGACGUCCGAGGCUCCACCAAAGACCGGGGCGGCAGCCCCCACCCCCGCGCUGCUGACGCGCCCCAGUCCCUUCCGGCUCACACCCCCGCCCCCAGUCCUGCUUGGUGCCUGCGGUGCAGCGGUGGCUGAAGCGGCAGAGCCAGGAGAGCAGGUCUACACUGCUGCUUCCUUGGACUCUGAGUCACCAAAAUGCCCAUCCUGGAAAAAGAUCCUCAUAAGAUGGCAGCAAAGCCCCCAAGCAAUGAGGAGGAGUCUGCACUGCCCAAGCUGCCGGUGCCCCCCCUGCAGCAGACCCUGGCCACUUACCUGCAGUGCAUGCAGCACCUGGUCCCUGAGGAGCAGUUUCAGAAGACUCAAGCCAUUGUGCAGAGGUUUGGGUCCCCUGGAAGCCUCGGUGAGACCCUGCAAAAAAAACUCUUGGAGCGGCAGGAGAAGACAGCCAACUGGGUGUCUGAGUACUGGCUGAAUGACAUGUAUCUCACCAACCGCCUGGCCCUGCCUGUCAAUUCCAGCCCAGCUGUGAUCUUUGCUCGGCAGCACUUCCAAGAUACCAACGACCAGCUAAGGUUUGCAGCCAGCCUCAUCUCUGGUGUGCUCAGCUACAAGGCCCUGCUGGACAGCCACUCCAUCCCCAUGGACUGUGCCAAGGGCCAACUGUCAGGGCAGCCCCUGUGCAUGAAGCAGUACUACGGGCUGUUUUCUUCUUACCGGCUUCCUGGCCACACCCAGGACACACUGGUGGCCCAGAAAAGCAGCAUCAUGCCUGAGCCCGAGCACGUCAUUGUGGCCUGCUGCAACCAGUUCUUUGUCUUGGAUGUUGUCAUUAAUUUCCGCCGUCUCAGUGAGGGGGAUCUGUUCACUCAGUUGAGAAAGAUAGUCAAAAUGGCUUCCAACGAGGACGAGCGCUUGCCUCCAAUCGGCCUGCUGACAUCAGACGGGAGGAACGAGUGGGCAGAGGCCAGGACAGUCCUUGUGAAAGACUCCACCAACCGGGACUCGCUGGACAUGAUCGAGCGCUGCAUCUGCCUCGUGUGCCUGGAUGCCCCGGGAGGUGUGGAGCUCAGCGACACCAACAGGGCGCUCCAGCUCCUUCACGGUGGAGGCUGCAGCAAGAACGGGGCAAACCGCUGGUACGACAAGUCCCUUCAGUUUGUGGUGGGCCGAGACGGCACCUGUGGUGUGGUGUGUGAGCACUCUCCAUUCGAUGGCAUCGUCCUGGUGCAGUGCACGGAGCACCUGCUCAAGCACAUGAUGAACAGCAGCAAGAAGCUGAUCCGAGCAGACUCCGUCAGUGAGCUCCCUGCACCCCGGAGGCUGAGGUGGAAAUGCUCCCCGGAAAUUCAAGGCCACUUAGCCUCCUCAGCAGAAAAACUUCAACAAAUAGUAAAGAAUCUCGACUUCACUGUUUAUAAAUUUGACAGCUAUGGGAAAACAUUCAUUAAGCAGCAGAAAUGCAGCCCUGAUGCCUUCAUCCAGGUGGCCCUGCAGCUGGCCUUCUACAGGAUCCACCGAAAACUGGUGCCCACCUACGAGAGUGCGUCCAUUCGCCGAUUCCAGGAGGGACGAGUGGACAACAUUCGAUCGGCCACUCCAGAGGCACUGACCUUUGUGAAGGCCAUGACUGACCACAAGGCCGCCGUGCCAGCUUCGGACAGGCUGCUGCUUCUGAAGGAUGCCAUCCGGUCCCAGACCGAGUACACAGUGAUGGCCAUAACAGGGAUGGCCAUCGACAACCACCUGCUGGCACUGCGGGAGCUGGCCCGGGACCUGUGCAAGGAGCUGCCUGAGAUGUUCACAGAUGAAACGUACCUGAUGAGCAACCGGUUUGUCCUCUCCACCAGCCAGGUCCCCACAACCAUGGAGAUGUUUUGUUGCUACGGUCCUGUGGUCCCCAAUGGGUAUGGUGCCUGCUACAACCCCCAGCCAGAGACCAUCCUCUUCUGCAUCUCCAGUUUUCACAGCUGCAAAGAAACCUCUUCCACCAAGUUUGCAAAAGCUGUGCAAGAGAGCCUCGUAGACAUGCGAGACCUCUGCAGUCUGCCACAGCCUGCUCAGGGCAAGCCGCUGGCAACGAAGGAAAAAGCCGUGAGGCCCAGCCAGGGGCACUGA